This is a messenger RNA of Angiostrongylus costaricensis, 870 nucleotides long. Lineage: Eukaryota; Metazoa; Nematoda; Chromadorea; Rhabditida; Metastrongylidae. The record is from the annotation of a GenBank genome assembly.
AUGCGAAGCCGCUCAUCCUUAUCAAUCCUUAUCAAUUGCUUGUCUUCUUAUCGCGUCGUCAUCGUUGCAGCGUGUGCGACGCUGUCAAAAUCUGUCCGUACACGUCCGUUAUUCACUCGAGCAGCGACGCUUCUCACGGAGACGCUCAAGGAAUGGUAUCAGAAGAUCAGUCGUGAUCUUCGUGAUCAUGUUGUUGGGAGACUGGCCAAGGCGAUCNGCGUGUGCGACGCUGUCAAAAUCUGUCCGUACACGUCCGUUAUUCACUCGAGCAGCGACGCUUCUCACGGAGACGCUCAAGUUGGUAGUUCGUCUCUGUGGUCUGAAGUAUGCGGUGUUAUGCGCUUCAGAAGUGAUCAGCGAUGUGUUUUAUUUAAGGAAUGGUAUCAGAAGAUCAGUCGUGAUCUUCGUGAUCAUGUUGUUGGGAGACUGGCCAAGGCGAUCCUCUCAUCGCUGGAUCCGAUUGUCACCGACGAUCAGCGGAUUCGUGAUGCCAUCAAUGUUGCUCAAAAAGUGGAAACGGCCACGUUCGACUAUACGUGGACGGAAUUGACAGAGCGAUUCCUUGAUACUUGGAUGGGCAAUAUUGGGAACAGAAGUGCUGAGAUCGGCGUGCUUUCCAUUUUUCUGUAUGGUGACUCGAAAUGCGUGUCGCCCGAGGGCUCGAGAGGCUUAUCAUUGCAGGAAGAGUAUUAUCACUUGCUUACGCAGAAGAUAUGCGAGCUUCAGCAAAGCCGUCAAGAUUUGAAGGAUUCUGGACUUCGAGUUAUUGGAGGUGGCGAUGUUGCUGCCGGUGGUUGUGGAGCUGGAAAGUCAAGGGUACAGCGGAGUCGGCGUUACGGUUGUUCAGAAUGUGAGGCUCUAGAGAUUUAG